Messenger RNA from Porites evermanni, 23666 nucleotides. Lineage: Eukaryota; Metazoa; Cnidaria; Anthozoa; Scleractinia; Poritidae. The record is from the annotation of a GenBank genome assembly.
AUGGAUGACAAUGCUAGGGGAAUGGCCUCAAAAAUACUCUGUGAUUUGCUGAACAUUUCAAAGGGGGACAGCGCGUCUGCAAACUGUGAGAAUGGUAACAUUGCUUACAAAUUCCUAGUCUUUACUGUGUCUUGAAUUUUCGAUUUCUCCUUCGUUUCUGGAAGGCGGAAUUUAGCUCCCUCAGGCUGGAAAAUAAUAGACUUUUUAUGAAGCUAGUUAGAAGACGAUUAACUCAGUGCUUAACUGCAAGAUAAAAACUUUUAACAAUUAAAUUAAGCUAUCUGCAAGUUUGUAGCUAGUUUAGUUUAUAUUCCGUGUAAAAUUAAAGACAACUUGUAAUUUUAAGUUUUUGCCGGUUUUGGCGCGUAUUUUUCUUCAAGUGGAACUAGCUAGGUUUAAGAUCCAAACACCAAUACCUCUAUUUUAUUAUUAUUAAUUUUCAAUAAUGUGUAAUUAAUUUGUCCUUACUGCUGGUUUUCAACAAAGUGACAAGACAGCAGCCAUGCUGGUGGACAAAACAAUAAAAUUCUCCUUUGCAGAAUUUGCACAUAAAAAGAGUUUAGUUCCCAGUGGAGAGAAACUCUUUUGUUUUUGUCCACCAGCAUGGCCGCGGUGACGUCAGCUGAAAACCAGCAUUAUUGUCUCCUGUCACGAGUGUUUGAAAUGCUUUUGCUCUCUCAGUCAUAAAAAAUGUACUUUGCAUCAAAUAAUCUUGUGAGACUGAUAAAGAACUCAGGCCUCUCAUCUUUUUAAAGUAAUUGCAAUCCUUGAUUUAAAUUGAACUCACUAAGCUGUUUUGUCUGUUAACAUUUUGGCAUAUCUUAUUUUACGUCCCCUCAUCCCAUAGUGCUGGCUCCUAGUUUGCCUUUCUCCUUUCCGAAUCUCAUAUGAAAUAAAAAAAGAUGGCCAAUUUUCACUUCCAUGUUCCUUUUAUGGAUUGUAUGUCAACCGAUGUAUCAGCUGACAUUUCGGUCACCUGUUGGUCGACGUAUCAGAUGCCAUAAUUUAUUGGUCAAGUGUUGGUCAAGUAAUUGGCCAGUACAGUCUAUUGGUUGAUAGUUGGUUAUUACUUUGCCAUUGGAUCACUGACAAAUCAGCGACACUUGGUUGUUGUAACGGUUAACUAGCAUUUUGACAUAUCUUUCGAUAUAUUGGUCAAGCCUUGCUCGAAUCUCAGUUGAGACUAUAUGUACUGCGUGAGUUUGAUAUGAAAUAUUGGAAGGUAUGAGGGUGGUUAGUGACUCUGUCUUGGGUGUCAUUCGAGUGGUAUAUCGGUUCUGCUGACCGACUCUUGACCGACACUCGACUGACACUCCACCGACAUAGCAACCAAUGCUGACCAUCGGUCGUCUGAGAUGCUGCUCAAUACUGUAACUCAGUCGACAGCCCCCUAUAAGACACAUGCUCCUCUUUGAUGUAUCCUGCCCCUCCAUCACCCUAGAUCAUGCAUCCAUAUGUCCCAGACAUCCUUCUGUAACAUUUAUAUGAAACCUAUUAAAUUCAAAAUCAUUAUCACCUUCACUUUGCUUCUCCUUUUUGUUUAUAUGUUGGUCUACAUAUUGACGUCAGUACCUUUUGUCCCAUUAGAUAAUAAAGUAAACAAUGAUACAGAAAGACAAGGGAAUGGUGAGAGAGAUCUUGACGAUUCUAUAAGGUAUGGAGUGUAGAGCUGCUGUAUGGCCUGCAUAUUCUCAUAACCUGUAGAUAUUACCCCACGUGUUCCAGAUAAUUUUCCUUAAUCAAAAGCAACCAUUCAGAAACUGAAAUGUGUACUGAGAGAGAUGUUGCCAGUUACCUUUGUACCAGUCCUGUCAAUGCUUGACUUCACUUACUCGUAUUAGUUAUUAAAUUGGUAUCUGAUUCAUAUGCGGGGAUUUUCCCAACUUACUGGCACAGUCUAAGAACACAGAAACACCUGAUCAUCUAGGAGUUUCCAGUCCUUACUUGAUUAUUGGAAUGUCUAGGGAAUAGCUGUCUCAAAUUGUCUGUUUUUUUGUCUUACUCAGCUGCUUAGUUUUACUAAAAUACUACUACUACUACUACUGCUACUAAUAAUAAUGAUAAUAAUUAAUAAUACUGUUAUUCUUUCUGUAGUGAAACAGCCUCAACUGAAAGUUCUCUUUCUCCUCUGAGAAGGGUAAGAAUCAUUCUUUGUAAAUUGAUCAAAAGAUUUAGUUUGUAACUCACUCAUAUCAUUCUGUAAAGCUAUUUAUUAAAUGAAUGAAUCAGUGAAGGUGCAAUAUGAUGUUAAUACCAUGUUCUGAUUGGCCACCUGGGCAGGCAGGAUGGGCCCAUCUCACCCCGCUCAGGAUUUCCCGUGUUGGUCUUACAAUAAAAAUUGCUCUUUUUCACCAUUAUAAUAAAUCCUUUAUUGACCAACAAUGAGGGACAAAAGUGUCUAGGCACUUCUAUAAAAUAGUCCAUUUUUGCUUAAUGGACUUAUCUAACCCCUCCCCCUGUGUACCCCCACACCUCCCCUCAAAAUCAGUUUUGUAGUUAAGACCCUCACGUCUUCUUUGACUACAAACAACAUUGAUUCAGGGGUAGGGGGACUUAUUUAUUUAUUAUUUUAUUUAUAGGGUAGAGGGACUUACAGCAUUUAAACAGAUUUAGAUGAUAAGUGAAUGAAAUUGUUGAGAAAUGCGUGCCUUUUAGACAAGUGUCUGAACUUCUUUUGUCCCUAAUUGUUUGAAAUAAUUAUUAUGAAACUAUGUUUUGCGGCUUGAUUUUUGACUCUGAUGAGUUUUGGGGUGAUGCCCUUGCUUUAUGGGCCAAAUUGUUUAUGAACAAAAAUUUGCAGUAGUUUAUGUACAACAAAAUGUAUGAAGCAUAUGUCAUUACUCAUUCUUGUAUUGCUGUGCACGUCCCUGAUAUGCUGUGGAGUUGAGGGGAGGUCAUUUGUGUUAUGAUCACUGCUGUUGCUGUGGAUGUAACCUUUUUACAAGUGUUCUCAAUAGUUGAAAAACGAUGGAGACAGAAAAUUGAUCUGGUGAAUGAUUAACUUAAACAGGGGAAAUACCCUAUUUUUGACAUUGUGCUUGACAACUAUUAGGGAAAGAAUGUGGAAAAUACAGGGACCUCUUGAUUGUUGGGCCAGGGAAUUGUUUUGUUCUUGACUCUGCUCACUCUAACCAUACACAUAACUGCUGUAAUCACAUUAGCCUAGAUAAUCAAAUUAGUCUUAACUAAAGAUAUUGUAUUUCUCCAUGCAAAUAGUCAGUGUAUUCCAUUGAAGCUUGCAGGUGGCUUGACAGCUAAAAUGCACAUCAUCUACUUUACAACACAUUUGUACAUUGUCUAUGUUCUCCCUUCUGCAAAGGGUAAAUUCAUCACAGAAUUGACAAUGAAUUUGCACUCUGUUACAGGGAAAGGAACACAUGUCUGAUGUGUCCAUGUCUGACAGUGAAGGAGUUAAUUCAAGGAUGUCCCUUGAACCUGUAAAACAAGUCAUGUAAGCUGCAUUUUUAAUUUGCUUUUUUUUCUCAUGAUGAUCAAACUAUUAUGCUCCUAAUAAUACUGUCCAUUAUACUUGACAUUCUUUGAUUUUAGGGAUAAUUGUGUCCUUUUUUUUUCUGAAGUCCUUUGACGGGGAAUGAUAGUGAAGGAAGCAAAUCAGUUUAUGGCAGUGAUGUAGAAAUUUUAACCAGACAAUCAGCUGCUUCAACAACAUCAACAGCAAGCAAUAAGGUAGGGCUGAAAAGUACUAGUGUCAAACUAUUAAUAUCCUAUCCAAGGAGAGUUGCUGUACUUGUAUAUGCUUCAUUCUGCAAUUUCUGGAUACCUUGGGUCACUCAUAUGCACCUGUAAGCAUGAUUGACUUUAAUGUAAUUUAAACCACUUGGCCUAGGGCUGUUCCUUGGGGCUGGGGGCUGGUAAUUUUCCCUGGCCACCAUGAGCAUGAACUCAGGGCUGUUACUAAGAUUUCAAUUUUUAUUAAAAGUAGGUGGGAAGUGAACAGCUAGGAAGUUCUUGAUGUUCUUGUUUGCUUUUGUUGUCUCUCAAAGUAGCUGGCAGUCAUGCUCAUGGUAACCAGGGGGGAAAUCUCUGGUCCCUGGCCCUCAGUGACAACCUUGUCUGAACUCCUGUUACUUUCAAAGAAAACAAAAGACAAAUUAAGCCCAAAGAACCUCAUAUUUAAUUUAAUAACUGUUCACUGCCCCACCUACUAACUGCAUUAUGCUUGAAACCUCAGUGCUGGUCCUGUUUUGCAUAUAUUCUCAAAAAAAGGUAGACUUUUUUCUGGAGAGGUGCAUUCUCUUAGUACUUCUACAGAAAGUAAAAAUCCAGAGGUGGACUUUUGGCUUUUUAUAACUUUUAGGAGAAAUGUUCUUAUUUAAUCCUUUCACUCCUGGGAAACUGCGAAAUUGAAAUGUAAGAAUGAAGAUGAACUUUUAUGAUCAGAUAGGUUAUUAAUUUUUUUUUAUGCUCACACUCCAGGAUUUGGCCCUGCAGACUCAAAAAGGGAGAGCUGCAUUUCAUUUCCUCCUAAUUUUGACUGUGGAAACUAUUAAUGGUUAAUCUUGUUUGAUUCUUUGCAGAUUAAGUUUAAUUCAAUGGUGAAUUAUGAAUGGGAGCUUAAGUACUACAGAGGUGCUUUGAUAGCUGUUAGCAGCAAGUGUAUUGCCUAUGCUCUUAAAGGUACAUACUCCAUAAUAAUUCCAAUAUUAAUAAUAAUUAUUGUAGGCUUUAUUCACUGUAUUGAAAUUUCUGUAUAUUUGUUAUUUUUGAUGCCUGCAAACGUUUCUGACAGGUCGUCAAGGAUAUGUUGUAAGGCUCUUGAACCCUGAAACAGCUUCUAGGACGCUGAUUAAAGGAUUUGUUGGUACGAUCAGUGAGUUGGCCUUCAGUCACGGAGACUCUGACACUCUGGCUUGUGUUGAUGAGGGUGGUAAUGUCUACAUCUGGGUCAUUCACGAGGAAAAUGGAAAACUUGAGUAUCCUGUUGAUGACAUGUUGUUUACAUCAAAAUCUUAUUUCAGUAUUAUCGUAAACUGAAUUAAAUUUGGGAAUUUUAUUAUUAACUAAUUGAAAAUUCUCUAGGGGAAAAUGUGGAUAGCUUUAAGCCCAUGCAGGGAGAGUGCAAAUGCAAAGAAUUUUGCUUACAAAUGAGGCUUGGAUUUAAAAUUUGCUCGUGUUACGUAAUCAUACAUUUGGGCCCUUUAGUCAAAUCCUGGAUCCUAGAAAACAAGAGUUUGAGGUAUUUUAUGAUGACCUUGACCCUGUCCUAAGUUACUCAGUAAAACUUCACAUUAAACGUCCUGCUGGCACUCUCUGUGAACAUCACAGAUUGGUAUGGACUCCAUAUAUGGUGGAUACCGAGGAGCAGGAAAGAAACACCGAACCUUCAGGACCAUUAGCUAUCACACAUAAUAACCAGGUAAUACAUACAGAUCACUUACAUUCGAACUUGAUAAAAACUGAACGUUUAAAUUACAGACAACUGUACCUGAUCUGGACACUUUUUUUCAAAUUGGAGAAAAAGCACCAGUAACACUGUCAUCAAAAUAAUGUCGUUAAUAAUUCAGAGAACAAACCAGUUCACGCACCUCCCCCCCUUCCCUCUAUUCUAAGUCAGGGUGUUUGUUGUUUGCUACAGGUUAGUUCGAACAGCAACACAAUAUUGCAUUCAGGGGGUGGGGGAAGGAAAGCUUUAUUUUCCCCUUUUCAAGUAGGCAGAAUGUCAGAAAGGCCCUUCAGUGAGGAAAAAGUUUAAAGAGCACCAUUUCACUGAAAGUGUGAUAUCGUUCCCAUUAGAAUAUCAUUUUUGUCCCAAAAAGGUUUUUGUGCAUCAUUAUAUUUUCACAUUGGUUCUUUUAACUCUUUCACUGCCAAAUGUAGCCAAAGGAAAAUAUCGACCAAGUUUGCCAAUUUCAUUUUGUAAAAUUUUGAAAAACACAUAGCACCAUGCGACAGUACAGGCAGAGAGCUUUCAUUUGAAUGGUCACAUCAUAGGAUUUUGUCCAGACCUGAAAGUUAGAGUCAUCUUACAAACUCCACCAAGCACUCUGGCAGUGAAAGGGUUAAGCUACCUGCUAACACAGAUAGUGGAAAAGAGACAUCAUGAUCUUGCUUUUUCUAGGUGGAAGUGAUAGACAUUGACACUCUGUCUCAAUGGUGUGGACGAACAGAAGUAGCUGUUGAUGAAAUAAGGCAAGGAGAAGGGUAUUUGGAAAUCACCGAUGGGCACACAAAGGUAGAGUAAUGUGUUCAAAUGAAAUUUCAGUUUAACCUGAGAAUGGAUUUUACCAAUACAUUUUAAGGCUUCUUCACUUUAAACAAAGUGUUGUUUAUGCACUAGAUAAAAUAUGAGUAGAGAUAUGUAUGCCUGUGGGCUUUUAUAGUGGUGAGCCAAAGGCAAGCAACUGUAUAGCCCAUACAGAUCUGACACGAAUAUUUUUAUCAUACUUGUGAAAUGAGACAAACAGUAUCAAAUGUUAAUUGUACUGUUUAAUUAUAAAUUCAUUCAUUAAUCCAGUUGUCGAUUUUUGAGGUGUAAAUGUGACUCAAAUACUACCUAUGGACUGCUCAUAACUUUGUUGAAUGAUAAAUGAAUUUGACUUCUUAAUUUAAAUUUGUCUUAGCAAAUCACUGAGGGUUCUUUGUCUCCUGAUGGAUCAGUACUUGCAACAGCCAGCGAAGAUGGCUUCAUCAAAUUUUGGCAAUUGUCUGACAAAGUAGAGUGUAUGCAUGAAUUUCAACCACACGAUGGUUUACCGUUGUCAUGUAUGGUGUUCACUGAUAAUCAGUUGUCACAAGAUAAAGAGUAAGUGACAGAUUGAAUGAAAAAAGAAGCGACAAUACUCGUCAUGAAACACUGAAACAGACACCAUAAGAUUUCUUUUGAAUUUUCUUGAAAAUUUCUUGGAAACACUCUUCACUCCUUUGUUCUCAGAUGUGCCCUUCUCCUUCCCCAAUGUCAAGCCAUACUUAUUUUGGGGCAGUGAGGCCCAGUUCAAACGGCGAUCUUGUUAUGUACUGAACUUAAUACCUAUUAAGGUCGACCCAAAUGAUACAAGUUUAAUAGUUCAUUCAGAUGUCGAACUUUGUUAGUCAGACUCAAUUCAUUUUCAUGAUGUUCGAUGGUCUAAAAUGCUUACAAGAAAAAAUAAAUUUUGGUAAUUUACGCAUCAGGUUUGGUGCAUGAGAAUUUCGGCGUUUGUAAUGAAGUUGCUUUACAAUCGAAAUUCGGUCAGUGUAAAACGCAGACUGCGGACUGCAGACUGCAGACUGCGGACCAGGGGUAAAAUGCAGAGAGAGUGUAAAAUGCAGACUGCAGACUGAGAGUAAAACGCAGGCUGGGUGCAAAAUGCAGAAUGAAGACUGUACUUCUUCUUGUUCAAAUAGCUAGCUGGCAAUCAGUUACACACCUCGCUUCCUAGUUGAAGUACAUUACACAUUCUCGCCAAAAGUUCAAUGAACAUUCAAACAGCUAAAGUCUGCUUACCUUGAUUUUCAAUCCUUUCAUAGAAGGUCAUCGAAAUUUCCUGCAGAACAUCUUCCUUUGUUGUUGGAAUGAUUUACUCCCUUUUUUAUUGCCAGAAUUCUUUCUGUUCAUUAUUUUGGGUCAGCAGCUUUUAUUUAAGCGUAAACAUCAUUGUGUUGUACCAAUUCACGGUCACCUGUAUCGAAAGUUGAAGCGUGAGGUCUCUUGAACGGAAAAAAGGUUAAAGAUUGCGAUUACUAGUAUGUUUUCGCGUCGUCGGCGACGUUCCAGAGCGAGGAAGGAAUGGAUUUGUGAAAGGAGAUGUCAAGUAAGUGUAAGUGGUGUUGUUUACAUGUAUUUUGGGGAUUGUUUUGCCCUUAAACCUUUCCGCGACUACAGUUUAUGUUCGGUCUGCAUUUUACCCCAACCUGCGUUUUACUCUUAGUCUGCAGUCUGCAUUUUACACACAGUCUGCAUUUUACCCCUGGUCCGCAGUCUGCAGUCUGCAGUCCGCCGUCUGUGUUUUACACUGACCGAAUCGAAAUUCCCAUGUGGGCUACUCAAUCUUUUUUCAUGGGUCUCAAAUUAGACAUGUCAAACUUAAUUAAUUCAAACAUCAAUCUCUUCAUGUACUUAAUAUGAAUGGAUUAGGUUCAGCACGUGAAAAGUGGGCCCGAGGUGACUGUAAUACCCAAAUUUGGCAACCUUGGGAAAAAGAUAACAACACACAAGUGUUUCAACAUUUUUGACAAGUAUUGUAGUGCAAAGACACAUGUCGUCAACCCUAAGUAUCCUAAUCCCUUACACUAAAGUGAAAGCAGUUCCUCAGGAUAGUGGCUUGAGUGAGCAAAUCAGGCAACUGAGUGAGGGAAUAGCAGAUACAUUGUAACUUGUGGCAAAGCAGGGAAGUUGCCCUCUUAUUCAUUCACUUUCUCCAUUCCUUGUGAGCCUUGCCUCAACGAUCUGAAAGAGGACUGUCUACAAUCUACCCUUAAAAAUGGUAAUAAGACUGGGCGGAGUCCAACCAUGCAAGUGUUUAAACAAAAUCAGACAAGAACGGAACCCAUUCAUGUGCAAAUGUCCAAUCACAGCGCCCAAGAUGGCAGGUCCUGUCAGAUUACUCAUAGCCAUGAUGCAGAUUGACCUAUUACACUGUCCUAUUAAUGCUGAAAUCAUAGUUGCUGAUUGCCAUCCAGAUUUGAGAAUUUUGUUUUAGUGGUGAUUUUUGAUUAGUUACUGUUACAAUGAAUGGCAAGGUAGUCUCACUUGGUUGUCCAGGCUUGCAUGAAAAGAGGCAUGAAAAUAUGCUUUUUUGGGGGUUCAUAAAGUUUUUGUUAUUUCAGAAGUAAUAGUGUCUCUGAAUCCAUCAAACGUUUGUAACAUGUAACACAGUACGAGCUUUAUUAUAACAGAGAAAUGAUAAUAGUGGUCCCAUCAAGUAUUUUUGUUUAUUGAUGAAUUUGUUUCGUUUUCCUCAGACUCCCAAUGUGGAGAUUUUUAAUCACAGGAGCUCAAUUUAACAGAGAGAUUAAAGUUUGGUGUACAGUUACCUGGUCUUGCCUACAAACAAUAAGGUGAUUAGGCUGCAUUUAUUCUUAUGAAAAACUUCCUUUUUGCAUGUUUUUCUUUCUCGACUAAUCUUCUGUUGAUGGAUUGUCAUUUUUCUGCGUUAUGUGUAGAUUUACAUCUCCUGACGUUCCAGGCUCAAGGUAAGUCAUUAAAAUAGAAUGUAAUUUGACUGUGGUCGGACAAGAGAAUAAAAUGUUUGCUCUGUUCUGCAGCCCAGUUAGAAUGUUUUGCAGUAGUCAGCAGGAUAAACGAGAGUAGAAGGCAGCAAAGGGUUUAAGCUCGUUUGGUUUUUGUUUACGCUAUUAAACUGAAGUGUUAAAAGGUAUCUAAUAUUCCAUUGGAAGCAGCAAAAUUGCCAGUUGCUGGCUCAUUUUGAGUGGUGAAAUUAACCCAAAAAUCUGUCUGCCAUCUGUCGGUAGAUUGUCGACAGACAGUUCACCGACAAACAAUCAACAGCUCUAUAUACUGCAACAACUUGAAGCAAUAGUUCCAUGUCUCAAAAAAAUGUGUUGACGUCAACAGACAAGUGACCAACAGUUAAACAGCUGUCGGCCAACACUACUCGGUUUAAAUUGGGAAAACUGUUGGCCAACUGUUUGUUAUUUUUUGGCAGACAGUGGGCUGUUUGUUGGUCAACUGUCAGUUGACUGUUGGUCAUAGUCUACCAAUGGAUAGCUAACAGAUUUUUGGGGGAGCUGUUCUUCGAUUUUACCUUUUGAGUGGGCUGGAUGUGUUACACCAACUUGUUAAAGGCAUCUUUGUUAAGUUUACAUGUGUUCACAACAUAUAUGCUACUGAGAUUCUGAUUCUGUUUGUGUUUUUUGCCUUAUAUCCUUUAGUUCAAUCAAACACUCAUUUCUGAAAGUGAGUUUGGACCUGUCAGCCUCUUAUUUAGUUGUAUCGGAUGUUAUAAAAAAGGUAAGAAUAUAGAAUAAUUUCCCCUUGUGGCAUUCCAAGUGGGAAUGGGGGGGAGCAAAUUUCCAUAUAAAAGUGAAGUGGAUGAAAAAAUUUAAUGCUCUUUAACUGUGCGUUUUACUGUACUCAAAUAUGUGAUCUAUGUAUUGACUGACUUGAAAUGCUUUGUGAAAAACCAUGAAUCAUAGAUUGAAGGUAAAUUUAAAUAUUCAUACCAUACCUACAAUUUUAUAAUUUGAGAGUAACCAGUGCUUUUGAUUCCAAGCAUUUUGUGUUGCAUCCUAUUUCACCCUUCUUUCAUGGCAAUCAACAAGAAAAGAAGUUGUGAAGGACAGAACCCUCUUCAAGAUCGAAAUUUAUUGUCACUGACUAGAGAGAAUAUGAAAAAAUUUUAAAAUCUAGCCAUAUAUUUUUUAUAAGGUACACAUACUGUGUCAGCUCCUACUUUAUUGACUACAGGUCUUCAAGGUCACACUGAUUGCUCACACUAAAUUGUUUAAAGGAUGUGUGGAAGAAUAAUGUCGUCAAGGUAUUUCAGAGUCCAUGCCGUAAGCUAAAGUGUGUGUUAUUCUCUCUCACUUUUAUUACCAGGUUCUUUACGUAUUUAUGUUCCAUCAAGACUUUGAAGAAGGCCAAGCACACGUCACAUCGGUAGCAGAAUUCCUACUCACUCAACCGCUGCUAAGCUUUGUCGUUGGCCAAGUCAAACGCUUCAAACUCAAAUCAAAUGUAGAACAAAAUGGCGAAGAAAAUGGGGAUAACCAUGUUGAUGAUGACAUUCACACGUCACAUUUAGGGCUAGACGAAAUAGCUACCGGAGAAGAUACAGGAAAGAAAUUUGGUGUCCAGUUACAACUGUUUUGCAUUCAAACCAAGUAAGACUAACCCAAGUUACUUACAUCAUAAUUAUUUUGGUGUCACCAAUAAAAUAAUACAGUUGUUUCUCUUUUACACAUCGCAUGUUCUGUUGCCAAGAUAAUGGAUGGUCACUGAAAUGAAAAAGUUAGUAAUACAUAAAUUUUAGGGUUUUGAUGUGAAGAAAUAUCGUAAUUAACCAACCUGAAGGUAAAUUUUCUUGAAUACCAGAAUCUUUUGUUCUGUUUUUUUUUUUUUACCUCAUAGAAGUCUUUUCUUGGCUCAAAAACAUAUUACAAAAGCGAAAAUCUACAAGAAAACAUCAACAAAAGAUGGUUGUUCUCCUACCCCAUGAACUUUGAAUGACUAAAUAGUUUGUAAAUUUAAUAUAAUGGUACAGUUGCUGAUUUUUAUGUGUUUUGUCUGGAGAUCUCUGAAAGCUGGCUUACUAUCAAUCUCUUCAAGUGGGAUGAAAAAACAGUAAAAUCAAACAGGAGACCAUUAUAACAGCCCAAGACAUUCAGUCUCUUACUUCAGAAUGGCAGUUUUGUCAUCUGAAUCAACCAUCACAAAGUCAAAUUGUGACCUUGAAUUUUGUUUUUGCCCUUUCAGAGCAAUGCAAGAACUGCUAAUACACUUCCAUCCACAGCCGUCAGUUCCCCCACCCACCCCUUCCACAUUGUCAUCACUUACAACCACAACAGGCCAAUCUGGUAAGUGCUUUGUUUUUGUUGAUAUCUUCGUAGGAUGCAUUUAAUAAAAUGAAGGCUAAAUGACCAUGCAGAUCUAGUCUAUCAUAUUAACAGAGUUAAAUUGCAGUACAUAGAACCAAAUCUCCGUGUGUUUCUCUGUGUUGCAGACACCAUUGUUGGUUCCCUUUUUUGUUGUUGUAUGGGUAUAGUCUAGUGACCUCUCAGUGUUUUUUAUCAGCCCUUUCAUUGCUAGAGUAAAUGAUGGAGUCUUCCAAGGGUGGCUGUAACUAUCGUGUCUAUGAAGGAAAUCCUACUUUGUGACCAUUCAAAUAAAAAUCUCUUUGGCAGUACUUUCACAUGGUAAUGUUUGUUUUGUGUAGCAUUUUACAAGAUAAAUUCUGAAAUUUUGAUAAAAUUUGACUUAAUCCAUUUUUUAGAGUAACUGGGUUAGGUCUUUUUUAUUUUAGUUUUUGUACCAUCUGCAAUACCAUAAAUUUAAACUGCCAAUAUUCUGUUUUUGAAGGCAUCAUGACAGAAGUGACCAGGUCUCAUAUUUGAACUUCCAUGCACUGACCUUUUUACCAACACAGACACUACCACAUGAAACAAAAGAGGGCGUUUGAAUACCUGCAUACUGAAGACAUCAUUACCACCAGUUCAUUAAGUUAAGCGUGAGUGUAGGGUGAAUAAUAAUUAUGUUUUCUCUUUCAUGUAGUUAUCCAUGAUGCACUGUCUGACUUGAGUGGAAUAGAAACAGGCUCUGAAGCCAGCACUAAUAUUGAAGAUCCCGAAGAUAGUACAGAUGGUCCAAAUCCAGUUCGCGCUAAGCUGAUCACACCCGAAGCCUUCAAAACUAGUGCAUCUAAAGGCUUACCUCAGUCUGAGGUUAAAAACAGCAGUGGCAGCAGUGUGACCAUGGUUUCUGGUCUGAAUAAUUCACAGGGGUCAGUUGAUGAGUUGCUUGGUUCAUCAGUGUCAUCUCGACUGUCUGACACUACUAUCAGGUCAAGUAAUUCAGCGACACCUCAGGGGUCUUUUGCUCAAGAGAGUGGUAUUCUAACUCCCACAUCUUUACCUCUUCCUCCAUCACCAACUGUUACGGGUGCACCUGACCCCAGUUCUGUCCCAAUUCCAAACUUUCGUUCUAGUCCUCGUGGGGAGACCAGCCCUCAGUCAUCGGUCAAAGAACCUGUUGUAAAUAGUGAAACUGAAGCUGCUGUUUGCAGUUCAGUGAUUCAAAAUUUAGAAAAUGGGUCAAGUGGUUCCAGGGGCACAGCCCUAAAAGACAGGGGUGCAACAGGGAGUCCUGUCGGAAGACAAGUGGAUGUUGAAGCAUCAGCUGAUGAUGAAGCAAAGGACGAAGGUGACGAGGAGCUUCCGGAGUCGCAGAAACCAGAGGCUGAAAUACAGGAAGAAAUAAAUGAAAGGGAACGAAAAUCUAGUUCAGGUUCAAGCACAAGUGAAAGUUUAAGACCUUUAUCUGCUAGGGCGGCUGAAGGAAACCUGAUAAGUUUGGAAGAUAACAUGAAAGGCAAAGAAGAUGACGUUCAAGCAGAUGGAGAAGAUGCUUUCACAGAUGACAGGCUGAUGGAACAGUGGGAAAUGAACGUUGAUGAUGAAGCAGUUCCAACUGGACGAGAAAGUCCCGAGUCAGCCCAUGCACUGCCUGUCAGCACUCCAGUGAUGCCCAGUGCACGGAGAAAGCAGCCUUCAAUCCACACAAGGUAUCAGCUUAACCCUUUAAAUCCCAAGAGUGACCAACACUUAUUUUCUCCGAACAAUAUCAGUACAUUCCCUUAAAAUUCCCAGCAUAAUUAAUAACAAUGUAUAAAUGAUGGAGUUGUAAUGUUUCAGGACUCAAAAAAGGUGACCAUUUAAGCUCCCUUUGCCCAAUUUAGGGGUGUAGCGUGAGAUUUUGAAGGAGUACGCACGCGGGGAAGAAAAGAUGUAGUGCCGAAGGCGGCUCAACCUUAGGGGGGCUGGGGCAUGUCCCCCUUAAUUUAGGGUCUCGGAAUUGCCAUUUCCAGCCUUUUCUGCAAGACAUUUUCAGGAAAUUAAUACACAGGAAAACGAGUAGUUAGUUGUUUAUUUUACCCAUCUCUAGUGUUAUCCGUAAGGUACAGUGUUUACGGAAAAAAAGGGCCAGUGACGCCAUUAGAAUUAUGGAAUAAUAAAAGUCAAAGAAAGACUAACACAAAGACACCAAUAUAGUUGGAAAAAUGUAUCAGUCAUCCCGAUUUAAUGAUGAAAAAAGGCUUUUUCAGGGAAUAAAAAGCAUAUAAUUUUUCCAUAUUUCAUGACAUGUAAGCACGGGUCUAUGUGCGUAUAUGGACGCUACGCUUCUGCAAUGGGCAAGUGUCCAGGUAAGCCAUAGAUCUUCAAACUAAAUCAUUAACCUUUUAAACCCCAGUAUCCACAUACCAAUUCUCGUGACUGAUCUCCAUACAUUUCCUUAAGGAAUUAGUUGAGAGAAUUUGAUAAUUCUAUAUCUUUUCUGUUGGUGAUGUAUGGAUGUUGUCAGGAGAAAAUUGAUGUUGGUCACUGCGCCUGACAAGACAAGCACUGAAGUAAUGGCCCUCGGUAUGCAUGUGAGAGGUGCUUGUCCAGAGGGCAAGAUGGAAUUCAAGCUUUUUUUGAGUCCCGCUUUUGAUUCUUUGGAUGAUAUUCUAAAAUGUGACCCUUCAAAUGAAAGCUCUUCUGCUGUACUUUCUCUAGUGUGCUUUUUAAAAGGCUGAAAAAUGAAAUCCUGCAUUUCUUGUGAAUAUUGGUGUGCAUCAGUUUGAUAUACGUGUUUCUUAAAUAUGAAUUAUUAUUGGUGGAAAAUUUCGUCACAAAUGUUUGCAAAAUUUAUUGUACCAUAAAUCACAAAGCAGCAAAUUUUCCCAACAUCUUUUUUUUUUCUCUUUUGAUUUUAGUUUUGUCUCUACUCCUGUUUCUGCACUGGAUAUUCCACCACAGCCCAUUCCAGGAAGCAGUGUGGUAAGAAAGAACUAACAACUUUUAGUAAAAUCCAACUAGUGGUCUAUUAUCAGUGCUGCGUUGUGAUUGGUUGAGCUACUACUAGGCUAUAUGUUAUAGCCCACUAGUAGCGAAAAGCGAGGGCUUUUUGGCGGCAAAAAAGGAUUAAAGUCUAGCUUUAACUGGCUAAAAGUUUUUUAUUCUCGAUAUUUUUGACCAACUAGUUAAAUUUUACUAAAACAAUUAUUCCUAUCGCCCUCAUGGCCUCUGAGUCGAUGGCCCAUUCAACCUUCGGCCUCAUGGGCUACUGAUUCAGAGCCUAUUCGGGCUCGAAGAAUAAUUGUUAAAUAGUUGAACUCUAUUAAGCGGCCACUCUCCAUUAAUCGGCCAGUAAUCAAAAUCCCAAAUAAUUGUUGAAAAGAAUAGGAAAUUAAUGAUGAGGCUAUCAUUUUUAGCAAAAAUUAAAUUUUAUUAAGAGCAUUCAAUGACUGUUUCAGGGAGCAAAUAUUCCCUAGUAAAAAAAUUCUAAAGUUCAUGAAAGGCUUUAAAUUUCAGCACAACUUUCCAUUUUUCUGAGUUACGCAGAGUUUUUCUACUUUAACCUAUCUAAGGUUUUUGGAGGUCGUGUUUUUUCCAUAUUUUAUUACCAAGAUAUUAGGUUGAUAGAUCGUUUUCACUGUCACGCAACAAAAAAAUAAAUUGGAAACCGUCCAGUGGAAGAAGCCAAGAAAAUGAAAUGUUAUAAAAGACUCAAAUAUAAACGAUUUGUCCAAGUUUCAGGUCUUUGUGGCCCACAGUUUCUGAGUUAUUUGCCGAAACGUUUCAUGCACCUUUGUAGAGCUUUGUAUGGAGACACCAUAUUGGUAUACUGUUUUGGUCCACCAACAUGGCCGCCGGAAAUCAACAAUAAAAAAACGAUAAAACCUCGCUAUUUUGACUUUACAAUUUGAUGUGAACCAUCUAUUGUUUAAAAAGGUCUCCUUAAAAUAUCACUGUAAAUAACAAAUGUCCCCAAGAAUCAUCCUUAGAACUGUCGGCUAUUUGAGACACUUCUGAUUCACCAGUAUUUACAAACAUUCGGUUGUUGGGUGUCCCUGCUUUAUAGCCAGCUACUGAACUGCUGAAACAAGUUCCUUUAAUGACUCGUUAAUUAACAGUCUGUCAUCUAAAUGUUUCAGGAUAAUAGUAUCUUGUCAUCCAUUGGUGAACUGGUGAGUUUGGUCAAGGCUCAACAGAAGGACAUACAAGAGCUUCAACAGCGGCUGGACCGAUACCAAGCUGCCCAACAGCAGCAAAUGACAACAGUGUCAAAUGAGGUUCAAAUGAUUGAAGAGAGAGUGUCUGGCAGACUACAAAGGACUCUUACUGACUUCUCGAAAGAGGAAUGUAUCCUUCAUCCACUGUUCCUGUCAUAAGGUUGCCAGGACUACAGUUUCGACACCUACGUAACGUGUUUUGCUAGAAGGUAUUCUAGUCAAUGCCUCAGUUGUUCAGAAGGUGAAUAACGCUAUCCACCGGAUAAAUCUCUAUCCACUGGUUGGCGCAAUUGGUGUCCCCAAUACUUAUCCACUGGAAAGUGAUUUAUCCGGUGGAUAGUGCCAUCUAGCUUUUGAACAAACGCGGCUAGGAGUGGGGCUUUUAAGCUAUGAUGACAAUUUUUGCUGCUUUUGUCAAGACACUGCAUUUCUUUUCUCAUUUUGUGAUCAGGUAUAUUGCUCAUUCAUUGAAACCCUAGGAACUUUUGUUUGCCUUGUGAUCAGUUGCUCACUGCAUAAAUUACAGACAAGGCUAACUCAACAGUCUUAAGUGAAAGACGCACUUCCCAAAAUAAAUAACACAACACUGCAGUUUAAGGAAUAGCAAAUUUCCUUUUCAAAAUUAGCGCUGGACGUAUUUUCAUCUUGUUAAAAAGUUUGUGUGUUUAAGAGUUCUGUUCACAUGGAACCACCUUAUCCGUCUGAAAAUUGAGAUGCCUAGCCAACUAUGGCCUAAAGUUCUGUGUGAACACAGCGAAAAUAUUAAAUGGUCCCUUGUUAAGGAGGUGUCCUGCCAAAUUUUUAGCCAGUGGAAAAUUCGCUCCGAUGCCUUGUGAACGUAGCUUGAUCCAUGGCUCACAAUAUUGUGCCAGUGAUAUUUCACCAGUCUUGCUCUCUUUGAUAGAUUUUUAUCAGUUUUAAGUUCAAGGGUUUCCAGAACGGUUUUGGGAAGAUACUUUCUUUAACCAACCUCAUAGCCCAGCGUCUAGAUAAAGCUCUACGCGAGAAACAUUCCGGAGAUAAGAAAAGACAGGAGCAAUUGCAGAGUACAUUAUCACAAGCGCUAACCACAACCUUGUCAGGAAAACUGGACAAAGCAGUGAAAGCUGAAGUUAAGAGUUCUGUUGUACCUACAGUACAAAAAGUAUUGAACUCCAUACAGGAACAACUUAAUACUACACUGGCACAGGUAGGUAAUGAUCGGCUAAGCUGCUCCUGAGCCACAGGUAAUCCAACCCUUCUUUACCCCAUUCAGAAAGGGCUCGAAAAAAGUCCCAUACGUUAGUCUAGGACGAGUAGAUCUUCUUACUGGGCAAGUUGCUCACUUGCCCCUUGGCAAGUUAUCCUCUAACAAAAUCAUUAACUACGAUAGGCACUGAAGUAGUUGGCCCGGGCAAGAAAAAUGGUGAGAGCUGCUUGCCCAAAAGAUGUGCUGGACCUGGAAUUCAAGAUUUUUUUUUAGCCCUGGUCUCUGAUAAGGAAUUCAACUUUUUUUCGAGCCUUCGUCACUGAUGAGGGUAAUCAGAGUAUGAAUGGGAAAAAAGGGCAGACUUCAUUAGUAGUGAAAUACGGAAAUAUAGUACUGUACUAUAGUACUGGCUAGUAGGCCGGGGGUGGGGGCUUCAUUCUGAACUGACCAGCUUCGAAGGAACCCGAAAGCAACCACCGCAUGAAAGAGAUCUUCAAACCUUGGCUUUUUGGGUGGCUGCUUGUUGGAGGUUAGACUGUAUUACUGCUUUCCCUGGAUUGGAAACUGGCUGAUCCCUACAUUAUGUUGCAGAUGCCUUGGUAUUUAUACCCAUUUUGCACUGAAUUAAGAAAAAACAACAGGGGUUCAUUUGAGUUCAGUUCGUUUUGUCAGCAAUACACUUGUUAUAAACGAUUUAGUAUUCUUCAUGUCAUGAGUUUGGCGGAAAGAACAAAUCUGAGUUACAUCGGGAUUCAUGCUAUCCCCCAAACAACAGUGUGGAUGCUCUUAGCUGUAGCCUGCAGUGCAGGUGUUUAGGGGGGAUAGGAAAGAAAACAGCACAAUUUUCUACCCCUUCUCCCCCGGUCCUAUCCACUUUUUUCCCCUUUCACCCUAAUGAGUGCUUUUGUUAUUCCCCCAAUUUUGCUCUGCUUCAAAAAUCAAAGAUGGCUUCCGCAGACAAGCUGAAUGAUCAUUCACCCGAAAAAUUAUGCGUGUACCACAGGCUACCUAAAUGCAGAGGAACUCGUGGUACACCAGGCUAUCUUGUAGUAAAAUGUGAAGUAAUCACAUCAGAAAUGCUUAUUUACGAUAGAGACUUUCCCUGUAGCUUUCUAGUUUAGUUAUAUCCCUGCUAAUUUUGGUUUUCUUGAUAGAAACUAACAGCUGCCGAUGCUGUUUUGAAGGAGGGUAUUGCAAAAAUGGUCAAAAGCAAGGUAUGAUAUGCAAGAAACGAAACACGUUUGGACCAAAGCGGUCAGUUUAUAAACAGAUGGAUAAUGUGACUCUUACUAUUGCUUUUUGUGGUUUUGUGAACAGGGUGUGGUCGAUGCAAUAGGCGGUGCUGCAGCCAGUGCAUUGCAGGGUCCUAUUCAGGUCACUUAUCGUGAAGCAUUCCAGAGCACCAUCCUGCCAUCCUUCGAGAGGGCCUGCCAGAACAUGUUCCAGCAGAUCAAUGAGUCUUUUCAUAAAGGAACUCAGCAAUGUAAGUUUUAAUCUGUUCUGCAGGGAUGUUUAUUUCAUUAUAAUUCUGCAGCUUCAAUCCCUGGCUAUGACCAGUCAGUUAGGUCAGUCAGUCAGUUUCAUUUGAAAAACAUACUAAGAUGUUGGCAUUUGCUGAAGGGAGUGUUUGACCGUCCCAGCAUCGACUAUCAACAAUGUUUGCGACGAUUGGUUGUCUUUAGGUAUUAGAGAGCUUUAGAUUCUAAGACGAGAACAUCUACGAGUACAAGAUUUUCGCAAUAGUAAGUAGUGCUCACGCGUGAACCAGCGUCAUUUUGGCGGGAAAACGUGGUAGCCGUCGUCACUCUACUACGAGUUUUAGCGAGAAUGUCGUAGUGGCGGGAACAAGUUAUUAGAAGUUUUAGCAUUUUGCAAUCUGGAGAGGGCUCAACCUCCUUCAAUAACGAUAACAGUGCUAAUUUCUGGUGGAAAAAAAUUCUAUGAAGAAUUCCGGGGUGUCUAUAAUUUGCGAAUACGCGAAAAAACUUUCAAUCAAAUCUCGUACUCGUAGUCGUUCUCGUCCUCCUAUCUAAAGGUGACCUCAAUUAAAAACCAGUAAAUACAGAACGUAUUUUGGUCAGUUCUGCUAUAGCCUGUUUGGAAGCACUUUUUCUAUACCGGUUAUAAGCCCUCUUGAAUAUACGCUCCACUGUUUAUAAGCCCUCCUCAAACCCCGUACGACGAUAUAUUAGCCCAGGGCUUAUAAUCGGCAGUUAACGGUAUCACAUUCUUAUUACAGACCUACAGCAGGUGACGACUGCUUUGGAUAAUCGUAGAAGAGAAGAAAGAGAAUCUGUGAACCCUGUUAUGCAGCAGCUAGAGGCACAGACCAAGUCAUUCCAGGCCAUGACAGAGAGACUAUCAUCAAACAUCAUGGCUGACUUUGAGGUCAUGUUACAGAAACAGCUCAGUUCAUCAAUAGAAGGGUACGAUGGUUUUAGGAUAACGUGUUCCGUAAAACGGGUUUGCGACCAUCCGUGCAAAUCGGUUACAAACUGUUCAAUCCUUAAUUGAACAGUUGGGGGGCAAACAGGGUCGACUCCUCAAGUUAAAGCUCUUAACCCUUUAGGUCGCAAAGGUGACCAACAUCAAUUUUCUCCUAACAACAUCAGCAGAUCAUCAAGAGUUAAAGUUAUGAGAAGUACUAAAUUGAUUACCAAAGGGAGAUCGCCUUGAUGUUAAACCAAAUUCUCUCAACUAUUCUUAAAAGAAAUAAAGAAAUCAGUCUGGAGAAUUUGUAUGUGGAUCUUGGGGCUUGAAGGGUUAAUUGUUACCCAAACGUUGAGGCCAGACUAAUAUAGAAGUUACUAUAAUAAGUUUAAUCACCUUUCUACAUCUCACCUCAGCUAUCAUCUUUGUGUCUCGUGGCAUAUAAGGCCUCCAUAAAGAAUUUCCACCUUUCUGGGUGAGCUGCUAUGGUUCUCGUUAGUGUAAGGACCCGCCACAGCAUUCUCUUGAUUACUUGAAUUCUCUCUGCUUCUGGUGUUUGUAAUAAUAGGGCUUUAUGGGAGAGGCUUCUCAGCCCUUUGCCCAACCCCAAGUAUAGUAACUUUAGCUUUUAAGUGUAAACUCACCCUCCUUGGAAACCAUCCGAAUUUUGUUGGGGCAGCCUUGUUUCUCUUUUCAUGUGACUGAUUCUGAAUAUUCACUAUCCUAUUUACCUCAAUCUGGAGGACCGCAGAGGUUCACACUUACUGUGGUCUCUACUCUUCGACCUGUUCGACAUGAGUGGCUUUUGAAAUGAUGGAUAGCGCUAUCCACCAGAUUAAUCUCUGUCCUGCGGAUAACGCAAUUGAUUUUCGUAAUACUUAUCCGCUGGAUAGUGAUUUAUCCGGUGGAAAGCGCAAUCAAACUGGAGCAAGGAGUCUAAGACCCAGUCGACUUACUUCUUUGGGUCAUUAGGCUGAUUUAGCAACAGAACGGGAACGUCAGUUCACAACGGCUCGCGCAAAUCAAACAACUGGCUUGACCAAUGGCAGAGCGGCAAAUUGGGUACCGGAAGUCGUGUUUAGUCCUUUCUGCGCGCUUUCCCGUCGCCAACUGACGUUCCCGUCCUGUUGCUAAAUCAGCCUAUUGACUUACGCAAACCACUCCAUCACGCCAAGGUGAUCAUCCCUUCGGAUCGGAAAUCAGUUUCAUACGAUGAUGGAAUUUAUAAUUUCCCUUCGUAGGUUGCGCGAGGAAAUAUUUUCACGCCUCUUGUCAGAGGUCUUAGCUUCAGUGCAAGACUCGGUUCAAAAGGAAAUGGGAUUGGGCCUAGAAGGGCUCCGUCAACAGCUUAGUGAAAUGAUAGCUACCUCAGUGGAAAGCUCCACCCAGCAGGCUCCUGAUCUGGCACGCACUCAGGUGGGUACCAGAGAGCAACAUUGUAACAGCGCAGUUCCCUUCCCCCGCCCCCCCCCCCCCCCCCCAUCCCGUUGCUUUUAAGCCCAAAGGGAAAAACACAGAAAAAGACCCGGAAAAGAAAAAAAAAGAGAAAGUAGGGGGGGGGGGGGGGACGGGGAUGUUUUGUCGUUUAGAAGGGGAGGGUGGGGGAAAGAGGAGGCAAGUGCGAGGGGAUGUUGAGCGGGGGGGGAGUCUUGUACUUAGAGGGAGACUCUGUUCAAAAGGAAAUUGGGUUGGGCCUUACAAGGCCUCCUCAAAAGCUUAGUGAAAAGAUAGCGCCAUCAGGGGAAAACCCCCCCCAGGAGGGUCCUUGUCGGGGCCCCCCCCAGGGGGGUACCAGAGAGCAAACUUGUAAAAGGGCGGUUCCCUUCCCCCCCCCCCCCCCCCCCCUUCGUUUCCGUUUGCUUUAAAGCCAAAGGGAAGAAGCACAGAAGAAGCCUGGAAAAGGAGAAAAAAAUUGAAUUUGGGAGGGGGGAUCGCGACGGCUAUUUUUUGCUCAUUAGAGUCCGGCUGUGCAGAAAAGAGGACGGAAAGUUCAAGCGAUUUGCUAGAGCGGUAGUGACUUGCCGACACCGAUCGAUCCGAGAGAUACGUUUAUUUCGCUCAACGCACUGUUGUACAGUUAACUAUAGUUAAGAGAAGAGUCCACCAGUCCUUGUUAAAUGUGAGCAUUGGACAAUUCUCUAUUAUGUAGUAUUUGUCAAAACACACAAAGCGAAUCAGCGUGGCUUGGGAUUUUUCACGACCACCGGAUAUGGGAAGAUAAAAAUGUGAAUUUGGGGAAGGGGUGGCAGCCGCUAUUUUCUAGCUCGCUCUCGCUAGUCUUCCGCGCCUCUCCAGCUUGGCGAAAAGAAAAAAGGAAACGACUGUUACACAGGCUACCAUCGACCCUCCUCUUACCUCCCCCCGGGAGACAAAAUGGGGAUAUCGUGAAGACAUUUUGAGAGUUGAAGUGACUUCAUUUCUCUCUGCAGGUGUUGGUUUCACAGUUGUUGGAAUCUGGACAAUUGGGCCAAGCCUUCCAAGAGGUAUUGGAAUUACGUUCGGUUUGUUAUUGAAAUGUUCAUGUUGUUUAAUAAAUGGUGUUGAUGAGUAUCUUCAUCAUCAUCAUCAUUACCGUCGCCAUAGCAAUGGUUAUCAUUAUCAUUAUACCCUUCACCUAUUAGAGACCUUUAGAUUCGAGGACGAGAACGACUAAGAGUACGAGAUUUGACUUAAAGUUUUUUCGCGUAUUCUCAAAAUAUAGACUCCCCGGAAAGCUUCAAUUUGCCAUUUUCACCAGAAAAUUUAGCACUGUUACCUUUAGUGAAGGAGAUUAUACCCUCUCCCGAUUGCAAAAUGAUAAAACUUCUAACAUUUGAUAACUUGUUUUCCCCCCUUCGACAAUCUCGCUAAAUCUCGUAGUAGAGUGACGAUGGUUCACGCGUGAGCACUACUUACUAUUGAGAAAAUCUCGUACUGGUUUUCGUACUCGUCUUAGAAUCUAAAGGUCUCUAAUUCCAUCUUCACUACCAUCAUCAUCACCAUUGUCAUCAUAACCAUCACCACCAUCACUACCACCAUCAUCAUCACCACCAUCACUACCACCAUCAUCAUCACCACUAUCACUACCACCAUCAUCAUAGUCACCACUACUACCCAUCACCAUCAUUGUCUUCAGCUUCCUUACCUUAACCACCACCACCGCCACCAUCUCUUCGGAGUCUUCGUCAUCAUAAUGACAUCAUCAUCGUCAUUUUUGACCUCUGUAUAUUUUGUUGCAGGCCUUGACAGCAUCAGAUCUGAAUAUCGUCAUGUACGUUUGUGAACAAGUGGAUCCUGAGAGUGUGUUUUCUCAGUCACCUUGUCCCUUAUCGCAGCCUGUCUUGCUGUCUUUGAUACAACAGCUGUCAGUAGAUCUUACCGUUAACACGGAGCUUAAACACAAGUGAGUCUUAAUAGUUACAAGUUUGUUGCUUACGCAGCAGGACGGCAGAAAGAAGAGGACGGCAAAACGUUUUUGUGUGACAGGGUUGUUACUUGCUUGUUUUGGUGUGUUAUACACCUAACGUGACUGUAUUUUGGUUUUCACAAAAUUUCUGUUCAGAGGAAGGAGACGUUUGGUGGAAACGUUUUUCAAACAUUGUUAUUGUCACGCUUGUGACACAACGUUUACCAUCUUCUUUCCUUUGCCUUCCUUGCGUCCUAAUGCGUAAGUUAACAACGUUUAAGGUGUGGUAAAGCAUCAAACAUAAAAAUAAUUGGCUUUUGAUUCGGCCAGAAACCAAAGGAUUACGUAGCUAGAUAUGGUCAAAAGAUGGGGUGUCAGCUAGAAGUAAUGUACUGAGGUUAUACAGGCUGCGUUCUAACGAGUAAACGCGGCAUACAAACUUCUGUUAUGGCUUCGGAACACACGUGAACGACGAAAACGAUCGUCUUUAACUAUCUCCAGAUAACUGCUUUCUGAUGAGAGUUUUUGAUUUAGUUAUUUAAGUUAAGGCGACAUUGAGUAUUUUCAUUUCAGACGGUCCGCAUUCAACCAGUCAAUUGUAUCCUUCCCUUCUGUUCAAUUGACAGGUACAUAGAAGAAGCGCUCAUGUCAUUAGACACCACUGAUGAAGUGACAAGAGAGCACAUGCCCGCAGUUCUAGAAGGACUGUGUAAACAGCUGCAGUCUGCCAUCCAAGAAGCAACAGGUCCUAUGCAGCGUUCUCUUAAAAUGCUACAGAUGGCUGCAAGAUCACUGUUAAGAUAACUCAACAAGCAGUCAGUGUUGUGCCACGGAAGCAGAAUGGACCGCCCGUGUGGUUAUGUCGAGGAUGUACCUCAGAACAACCAAGAUGAGUUCGGGUCUGAAGAGAAGAGAAGAGACUGGCCAGCAAGAGGACCACAUCCUGUGAUGACCAAUAAUUAAUACGAACUAAUACGACUAAUGUUAAAAGUUA